UUCAAAAAGCAAACGCGCAAUAAACGUGUGAACUGCUAUGAAUCGCAUCGUCGAUGCGCGUUAAAAUUUCAGCUUAUUUGUACACUUUUACGUCAAAGAUAAAUGAAACAAGUUCAGAAUUUGUGACGAAUAGGUGAAGUAUGAUACGUAGCUUCCUGGUUUAACAGUUUUGGAAGAAUUAACGGGCCUAGUGUUGACGAACUUCGUGUCACGAGAGGCCACCAACUGACGAACAAUUCACCAUGCCGGUCGAGGUCAUUCCGACCGUGACUGACGAAGAAAUCCCGGGUAAUCGGCAGGUCGAUGAGGCGGCAUCUCCGGGGGCCAGUAAGCCCAUGGUGGGAAUCAUUUAUCCCCCACCGGAAGUCAGAAACAUCGUGGACAAGACAGCCGGCUUUGUUGCCAGAAAUGGGCCGGAAUUUGAGCACAGAAUCAGGCAGAACGAGAUCAACAACGCCAAGUUUAACUUCCUGAACCAUGGCGAUCCCUACCAUGCCUACUUCAGGCACAAAGUCCAAGAGUUCCUUGAGGGCAAGGCCCAGGAACCGACCAAUGCUCCUUCUAUGCCCAAGCUUACAUCCCUCCUUCAACCCAAAGCAACACCCCAAGCGACAGAGACCCUCGUCCUCAAAGAGCCUCCCCCUGAGCCGGAAUUUGUUGCCGACCCUCCGACCAUCAAUGCUUUUGAGCUGGAUAUCGUCAAGCUGACAGCCCAGUUUGUGGCCCGCAACGGUCGCCAGUUCCUGACGAGCCUGAUGAACCGAGAGCAGAGGAACUACCACUUCGAUUUCCUGCGGCCACAGCACAGCAUGUUCACCUACUUCACCAAGCUGGUCGAGCAGUACACUAAGAUCCUGAUUCCUCCCAAGGAUCUGCAGGGCAAGCUGCGUCAGGAGGCAGAGCAGCCCAAGCGGGUCAUGGAGCAGGUCAACUACCGAGUGCAGUGGGCCAAGCACCAAGAGGCGCAACGCAAGAAGGAAGAAGAGGAGAGAGAGAAAGAACGAGUUGCCUAUGCCCAGAUUGAUUGGCAUGGCUUUGUGGUGGUCGAGACGGUAGACUUCCAGCCCGGCGAGCAAGGCAACUUCCCCCCUCCCCUCCGACCUGAAGACAUCGGCAAACGCAUCUUGGCUGAGAAACGAUACGAACAGUUUGGGGAGUUGGAAGAAGAAGAAGACGUUGAGAUGGAGGUUGCGAGCGACGAGGACGAAGAUGAGGCCAAGGAUGCUGGCAAGAAGAAGAAAGAGGCUCCGCCCAAAGAGAAAGAGAAGGCGGGGCCCUCUGCGACCACACCCGCGGAUCAGAACACCGAGGUUCAAGAUAUGGAUGAAGGGGAUUCAGACAUGGAGGAGAGUGACGAUGAAGAGGAAGGUCGCCGCAUACCGAUGUCUCCUCCGCCUCUCCCCACCGCAGGGGGUGCAGAUGCCUCUCUCUUACCACCGCCCCUGCCUCCACUUGGGGAUGUGCAAAUCAGAAAGAACUAUGAUCCAAAAGCUCCGAAGCAAGUGGCAGAGUUGGAGGAGAAUUACCUGAUUUCCCCCAUCACCGGGGAAAAGAUUCCCUCCAGCAAGAUGCAAGAACACAUGCGCAUCGGUUUGUUGGACCCUCGCUGGAUCGAGCAGCGGGAUCGUCAGAAGGAGAAGUCGGCCCAGGAGGAGGUGUACGCACCGGGCGCCGCCAUCGAGGAGAGCCUGAAACUCCUGGCCGAGAGACGUACCGACAUCUUCGGAGAAGGUGACGUGGAGACCCAGAUCGGUAAAAAGCUUGGAGAGGAAGAAGACACCAAGUCCAAACAGAAGGUCAUAUGGGAUGGGCACUCUGCCAGCAUGGAGUCCACAGCUCGCAAAGCUCAGGCCCAUAUCACCAUAGACGAGCAGAUUGCGGCACUGCACAAAGCACAGGGAUUGCUGCCAGACAAGGAAAAGGAGAAGAUCGGUCCCCAGCCGGUCAACAGAGCCGCCAAGCCCCUCCCCCCUCCCCCCGCCCCUCCCCAACCCAAACCAGCCCCCUCGGCCGCCCCACGCGCACCCAUGCCCGAGCCUAAGCAGGCCCCCCGCAUGCCCUUCCCACCUCGCAUGCCAAUGCAGCAGCAGCAGCAGCCUGGGAUGGGGAUGAUGCCCAUGCCCCCACGGCCCCCGAUGCCGCCCCGCAUGCCCCAGCCGCCCAUGGGCAUGCCGCGGAUGGCUGGCGGGCUGCUGCCUGGCCCUCCGCUACGCUUCAUGAGUCAAGGUCCUCCGAGAAUGGGCGGGCCCAUGCAGAUGGGCGGUCAGCCCAUGCAGGCCAUGAGAAUGCCGGGGGCCCCUCCCAUGCGACCAGGCCUACCGCCGGGCAUAGACGAACCGCCGGCCAAGAAACAGAAGACGGAGGAGAGUCUGAUGCCCGAGGACCAGUUCUUGGCAAGAAACAAGGGUCCAGUCGUUUUCAAGGUCAUGGUCCCGCCCAUGCCGGAUAAGCCGGAAUGGAAGUGUAGCGGUCAAGCCUUGCAGAUGACCCUACCGCUGACCGACACCAUCUCGGUCAUCAAGGCCAAGAUCUUCGAGGAGACCAGCAUGCCGGCCGGCAAGCAGAAGCUGCAGUUUGACGGUUUGUUUGUGAAGGAUUCCAACUCCUUGGCAUUCUACAACUUCAUCAACGGAUGCACCUUGCAGCUGGGCCUCAAAGAGAGAGGAGGUCGCAAGCGCUAAGAACCUACAGCGUGCGGCACACAUUAUUGGACGUUUUUGUUUUGUCUCUGGUUUUGAAUUCGGUCAUUUUAAUCUCAUCACACUGUUUAUACUGCUGUUGUGGGUUGUUUCUGUUAAAGGACGCAAACUCAAUCCUCUGAACAUGUAAAUAUUAUUGUUUUUAAAAUCAUGACUUGGUUGACUUCUAACGAUUUAGUUUUUGUAAAGUAAUGUUAAUAACUUUUUCCCUUUUGUUGAGAUAUGUUUUGAAGUAAAAUACCUCUUUAAACGAUGAGAUUAUUUUUAGGUACGA
Patiria miniata (bat star) is the source of this 2973-nucleotide messenger RNA. It is a transcript of the gene sf3a1, whose product is annotated as splicing factor 3A subunit 1-like. Gene Ontology annotation, cellular component: catalytic step 2 spliceosome; U2 snRNP; U2-type prespliceosome. Lineage: Eukaryota; Metazoa; Echinodermata; Asteroidea; Valvatida; Asterinidae. Bases 243 to 2681 code for a protein of 812 amino acids. The transcript has 17 exons. Gene Ontology annotation, molecular function: protein binding; RNA binding. The record is from RefSeq and is a predicted model, not a curated record. Gene Ontology annotation, biological process: mRNA cis splicing, via spliceosome; regulation of alternative mRNA splicing, via spliceosome.